This is a messenger RNA of Dermacentor silvarum, 1371 nucleotides long. RefSeq names its product BTB/POZ domain-containing protein 6-B-like. The transcript is spliced from 4 exons. Bases 75 to 1121 code for a protein of 348 amino acids. The record is from RefSeq and is a predicted model, not a curated record. Gene Ontology annotation, molecular function: protein binding. Gene Ontology annotation, cellular component: cytosol. Lineage: Eukaryota; Metazoa; Arthropoda; Arachnida; Ixodida; Ixodidae. Gene Ontology annotation, biological process: neurogenesis.
AGUACGUUUGUUGGAACGAAGUGCUGCCACCUGCCUCGGGUACCUCGGCGAUCGUUUGAUUUCUGCGCAACGCAAUGCCGGACUACUGCACUUUUUGCGGAUCCUACAGUAAUCGGAGCCUUCAAUGCCGUGGAAAGUCCUGCCGAGAAGUUUCAACGCAGACUGAUGAAAGUAGUUCAGAGUUCUCGUUAUCGAAGUCUCUCGAGUCCGGCGACCUUGCUGAUGUGGAGUUCUCUGUUGAGUGCUCGCAUUUCCCAGGCCAGCGUGCAACCUUCAAGGCGCAUAAGAUGAUCCUGGCUUUGCAGAGCGACGUGUUUAGGGCCAUGUUUUAUGGCGACUUCGCCAAGGAGGACCGCAUAGUCAUCACUGACCUGCACCCAGAGGGCGUCCGUGGCCUCUUGAGGUACUUCUAUAGUGGCCGCCUGGAUGUGGAAAACGUGCACCAGGCUGCUUGCACCCGCACCGCUGCUUCCAAGUACCUCGUCACGAAGCUGGAGCAGAGAUGCAUCACCUUCGUGCACUGCCACACGAGGUUGGACGACGUGUGUCCUCUCCUGGACUACGUUCUGACCAUGGGCGAAGAAGACCUACGCGCUCCCGCCGGUGACCUCAUCCGCAAGGACAGUGCCGGCGUGCUUUCCUCUUCAAAGUUCAGGUCCUCCACCGAGGACACCGUGAAGUACGUGCUCCAACAAGUCACCAAUGUAUCGGAGGCAUCGGUGCUAAAUGCCGUCUACGCCUGGGCAUAUCAGCAGUGCCCCAAGCAAUCCUCGGGUAUCGGAAAUGCUCUUCGGGCAGUCAUGCUGCCACUGUUGCCUGAACUGCGGUUCCUCGCGCUGACCGCGACGCAGUUCGUAGAAGGUCCGAACACGUGGGGAAUCUUUACCGACGCAGAAGCACGGGCCAUUCUUAGCAAUAUCAUCAAAGCAGGCUCGGUGCCUAUGCCAAAGGGAUUCUGCGAGAUCCGUGAGCCCCGUGUGCUGAAACGCCAUUGCAAAAACGAGCGUCUUCCAGUGCGUCCCAGUGUGGAAAGUGCUGUUCGUGUAGGAGGCAUCGUAUUGGGACAUAAUUUAAUAACAUCACGCCGGUUAUGCGGGGAAACCAGUCGUCCGUUUAUUUGAUUCACGGGUUCGAAAUUUAAAACCGGACAACCACAGUGAUCGGUUAUUCAGCUAAUAGUAUCCGGAUAUUUGGAUAUUCGUAUAGCCUUUGUUCUUCUGUACUUGUGCCGAAAUUACCACUCUUUCUCCCUUGUAUUCUUAUAUUUGUAGUUAUUUUUGCAACCGUUCGUGCAAACGCGGUAUAUGCUCUGGUUAACCUCCUUACCUAUCAUUUUUGUAAUCAUCGAUUAUUCGUAUCCGAAUAUUCGAA